CUUCCAACUCUAUGAUUCUAAGUAGGGCAUGAAGGCGACGGCCCUCUCUGGUUACAUGAUCCUAACAUGUGCAGUAGCUCUGAGAGAAUCCACCUCCAGAGUAUUCAUCCUUUUGCGACCAUCCUAUGAAUGAUCUACUGCUUCUGGAGAGGGGAGGGGCAACCUAUAAAAGGCUGUCUGACACCUUUCCAAGACAAUCUCAUUGCCGUGCAGUAGCAGAAGAGCAGUGUAAGCUUGUUUGGGCUUAUAAAUUCUAGACAAAGAUUUCCCUUAGAAAACACACAUUCCAAUUCUUAUCUUAACUGAUCCUGGGACUUAAAGUCUCAGACCUGUUGCCAGAGCUGGCACACAUGAGGCAAAGUGAAGCAAUCGCCUCGGGCGGCAGGACCCACAGGAACAGCAGAUCCCAAUGCAGAUCUUUAUUCCUGUCUCCGUGGUUUCUGAUGUAGAUUUCCACUCACCCCUUCUUCCCUGGCAGAGUGUGUGUGUAUGUGAUUUUGUAGUUUGCUUCAGGCUUCAAAUGCCUUAAGCCAGGCAUGUCCAACAGGUAGAUCGUGAUCUACUGGUAGAUCCCUGAACGUCUGUGGUAGAUCACUGGGAGAUCACUGGCUCCCCCAAAGAAAUUCAAAGAGUUUGCCCUGCACGCCUAAGAAACUCUGCUUUUCCUCCUCUCCAAAAAAAAAGCUCAACAACUUUGACCUGAACCCUCAAAAAGGGGGUAGAUCACUGCCAGUUUGAGUAGAUCGCAGUCUCUUGGGAGUUGGCCACCCCUGGGGGCCACCCCUGUCUGUUGCAACUCUCUCCAAAGUUAAGACGCCACCUAGCACUCCUGUUCCGAACUGGCAACAAGCGCUGCCUAUUCAGUUUGGAACUUUUGAGCGACUGUCUCUCCGGGCAGCCCGCGGGGACCCUUCGCACAUCCCAGCUGCUUUGGGGUUAUAAAAUGCAUCGGAGCAAAGAAAAACCACGGAGCUACAAAGGGUAAAGACUGCUGCCUUCUGCUCAGUGAGGCUGCUGUGAAGACAGGACAAAAGUGGCUGCCGCCGCUCGUCCUUUCUUAUGGGGUCGAGCGCAGGCGAGCUUUCUGUGUGACUGAAUGAGCACACACCGCACUCGAGCACGAGGUUAGCCUGGAGGAGGUGCUCGCAAUACACACAGCCGUCCACAGAGCACACACAGACAUGGGCUGUACCACUUCAGAUGCAGGGGAGAGCGGCCACAGGUAGUUCCCCUCCCUUCCUGGUCCCUUGGUCUAGGGAACCACCUCCUGGGUGUCUCUGAGCACAAAAACUGAUGUGCAAAUGCAUCUGGCAGGCAGGCGAGAGGAACUGAGGCACCCUGAGGAAAUAAGGACUUGGUCCUAGCCAGAGGGGACCCACGGAGGGAGCUGGCUUAGCAGGUGCCCUCAUCUUCCAGGUCUGAGCCUGACUCUUAAGAGGGAGACACAGCACUGGAGGGACCAGCGAGGCAGCCAGGAGGAGGUGGAGGGAGUGGCUCGGUCCCAUGGCUGCAAAACUCUUCAGAUCCAGGGGCUGGAGAGAUGCUGAUUGGCUUAUAGGAUUUAUCUGGGAGAUCAAAACCACAGACAGCAGCAGGGAAAAGGCAGGCCCAUUUACAGGCACCCUGCUCCCCAACAUUGCAUGCGACGCAGCGCCUUCGUGCUCAGCCGGGCCACCCACGUGGGCAUCCGCACCCUUGAGGCUGUGCCAGCCCUUCAGCCGCCAUGCCCUCCUGCUGCUCCUGCUCUUGUUCCCAGACCUGCCUGUGGCGUCUCCCAACCUGAAGCCGUCCUUGCCUCCCAUCGUCAAAGAGAGCCCCUUUCUGGUGGCCUGGAAUGCGCCAACCGCACGGUGCUCGGCUGCCUACGGGGUGCCCCUCCGCUUGGACUCCUACAGCAUCCUGGCAAAUGCCCAGGAAGCCUUUGUGGGUGGCAACAUCACAAUCUUCUACUACGACCAGCUGGGCUUGUAUCCCUACUACUUGGACACAACGGUGCCGCCCACUGCCGUCAACGGCGGCUGCCCUCAGAACGCCAGCCUGACAAGGCACUUGGAGCAGAUGGAGAGCGACCUGUCGGCAGCCAUGCCCUCCAGCUCCUUUGCGGGCCUCUCUGUGAUAGACUGGGAGAACUGGAGGCCCCUGUGGAUCCGGAACUGGGACAAGAAAAAUGUCUAUCGGGACAUGUCCGUCCAGCUCGUCAGGCAAAAGAAUCGCCUUUUGCCAGACAGCCAGGCCGAAGUUCAGGCUAAGUGGGAAUUUGAGACGGCUGCCCAGGAAUUCAUGUCUAAGACGCUGCAACUGGCCCGCUCUCUCCGCCCCAAGGGCUGGUGGGGCUACUACCUCUUCCCAGAGUGCUACAAUUACCACUACUUGGAUAGUUUUGAGAACUUCACAGGGCACUGCCCUCCACUGGAAGUGCAGCGCAACAACGAGCUGAUCUGGCUCUGGGAGAACAGCAAAGCCCUCUACCCUUCUAUCUACAUGGAGGAGGCGCUGAGGACCUCUCUGCAAGGGAAGAAGUUUGUGUGGGCCAAAGUGGGGGAAGCUCUGAGGGUGGCGGAGCUGCCUUCUGUUCAACAUUCCCUCCCUGUCUUUGCGUAUGCCAGGCCAUUCUACACCUACACGCUGAAGGAGUUGACUCAGACAGACUUGGUGUACACCAUUGGGCAGGCUGCAGCCAUGGGGGCUCACGGCAUUGUACUCUGGGGAGACGCAGAGUAUUCUCGCAACCGGACCAACUGCUUAAAGAUUCAGGACUACCUGAAUAGCACCUUAGGCCCUUAUAUUGUCAACGUGACCACAGCGGCCAAACUUUGCAGCCAGAAAAUCUGCAACAGCCACGGCCGCUGCAUUCGCCGACGGAUGGACUCAGACAGCUACUUGCACCUCAGCCCUAACACCUUCCAGAUCCAAACAAUAGCAGAGGGCAACCAAACCCGAGUGCUGGUGAGGGGGCAACUGAAACGUUGGCAGGAGGACAAAAUGAGAAGAGAGUUUGUGUGCCACUGUUACCAGGGUUGGAAUGGAGAACGCUGCUCUGCCCGGGGGCGGGGCUUCUGGUUGCGGACAAGUGAUUGGCUAAUUCCUGGGGUGCUCCUCUCUGCACUGUGGGGGUGUUGUUUGUGAGCCGUUUGGACCAGUUGUGAUACAUUUGGAUUUUUGUGAAGUGAAUCCCACGACCCUCUGCAUAGUGGUGAGAAGGGAAGACCAAGACAAGCAUGGUGUUUGGUGACAAAGGUGUUGUGAAGUGAUCUGUGGCUCCCAGUGAUGUUCCUUCCUUGUUGUGUUUCGCUGGAAAAGUGAGCACAUAUGGAUUUUCCCCUCCAACAACUUCCAUGACCUAUGCAGGAUUCUAUUCUUCCAAUACACUGAAGAUUUUCUUUUAAAGUUUUGUAACUCUCUUCACCAGCAUAGCUGCAGCUUUAAUAUUCAGCGGUGCAUAUUUUCCUAAACUGUGACAAGAACAGUCGUUUUCUAAUGGAUUUUUUUUUUUUACAAAAGCAAAAGUUAAUUCAGUCAGGAUCGGAUAUUUAUAACAGUUAAAUAAUGGCAGGGUCACCUUUAACAGCACUGUACUGUAUUUAAGCAGAUUAUUUAUACACAAAAGAAACAUUUCCUACUUGAACCAGAUAGUCGUCCUCCAAAUGUGAUUGGUACUGUUUAACUGAUGUGUGUCUGUCCGUUUGUAUACGUCAAGCUACCUCUCUUAUUAAGCGGGGGCAAGAUUAAAAAAAACUUUUUAAAUUAAAUAUUUUUCAUGUGACACA
Messenger RNA from Zootoca vivipara (common lizard), 3767 nucleotides. RefSeq names its product hyaluronidase Ccc Hy-4-like. The record is from RefSeq and is a predicted model, not a curated record. Gene Ontology annotation, cellular component: cytoplasmic vesicle. Gene Ontology annotation, molecular function: hyalurononglucosaminidase activity. Gene Ontology annotation, biological process: carbohydrate metabolic process; hyaluronan catabolic process. NCBI's taxonomy places the organism in Eukaryota, Metazoa, Chordata, Lepidosauria, Squamata, Lacertidae.